AUAGAAAUCAUGCAUCUGGGCUUGCUGCGUUCUGUUACUUUCUUAAUGGGCAUUUUCCGUUAACGGUUGGUGAUGGCCGCCAGCUUCAACCGCAAGGACCGCUCGCCGGUCGGGACGCUUACAUCAUUCCAAGUAAAAGACAGCUACGCCCCACCGACUUUCAAAUUCGGGCCAGGAAGGAAAUUACCCAGACCAGGAGAGGGCAUUAUCGUCACCAAGAAAAAAACGCAGCACAUUAAAAACUUCUUUUUAAAAACACUCCUGCGGUUUCGCAUACGUCUCUCUUGUUCCCCGAGGAGGUUGCCUGCGUCCGUACCCCUUCGUUACCUCCUCCUCCUCCUCCUGGGACUCUCUCUCAAUCUCUCUCUCCGAAAUGGCGUCCGAGAUCUUUAACGACAAGAACGCUGUUUUCAGAAAGCUGAAAGCCAAGUCUGAUAACAAGAUGUGUUUUGAUUGUAAUGCGAAGAAUCCAACUUGGGCGUCGGUUACUUAUGGGAUUUUUCUCUGCAUCGAUUGCUCGGCCGUCCAUCGCAGUCUUGGGGUGCACAUCAGCUUCGUGAGGUCUACCAAUUUAGACUCAUGGAGUCCUGAACAAUUGAAGAUGAUGAGCUUUGGCGGAAACAACCGUGCACAGGUUUUCUUUAAGCAGCAUGGAUGGACUGAUGGUGGUAAAAUUGAGGCAAAGUAUACAUCAAGAGCUGCUGACUUGUACAGACAACUACUUGCCAAAGAAGUAGCUAAAAGUGCUGUGGAAGACACGGGUCUGCCAUCAUCCCCUGUUGUUUCUCAGUCUGCACAAGAAGCUAAUGGACUUCCUGAUAUCAAGAUCAAUGAAAUUCCAAAAGAAACUUCUGUAGGAAGGCAAGAAAAAACUGAUAUCUCUGCUUCACCGAAAGCCUCUCAUACAUUUGUUACCAGUUCUGUCAAGAAGCCUCUUGGUGCAAAAAAAACUGGAAAGACUGGCGGUCUUGGUGCUCGAAAGCUCACUACAAAGCCAAGUGAAAAUCUAUAUGACCAGAAACCCGAAGAACCACCCGUAGUGGUUUCUGCCUCAACUAAUAACAGUUCGACUGUGGGCUCGUCCUUCCCCUCUCGCUUUGAAUACAUUGAAAAUGUCCAAUCUUCUGGGAUGAGUUCUGGUGGCACAAAUGUUAUUAGCCAUGUCUCUCCACCAAAGUCAUCAAGUUUCUUUGCAGAAUUUGGGAUGGACAGUGGUUUUCAGAAGAAAGCAAGCUCAAAUUCCUCAAAAGCACAAAUUCCGGAAACUGAUGAAGCAAGGAAGAAGUUCUCAAAUGCGAAAUCUAUUUCAUCUGCUCAAUUCUUUGGGGAUCAGAGCAAAGCUGGUGAUGUUGAUGCCCAAGCUUCUUUGCAGAAGUUCUCAGGUUCAACGGCCAUUUCUAGUGCCGAUCUCUUCGGUCAUGAUAUGGAUAAUUCCGCCCUUGAUCUCAGUGCAAGUGACCUCAUCAACCGCCUCUCUUUUCAGGCACAGCAAGAUAUCUCCUCUCUUAAGAAUAUUGCAGGGGAGACGGGGAAAAAGCUCAGCUCCCUGGCAUCCACUUUGAUUACGGAUUUUCAGGACAGAAUACUCUGACUGAUUAUUAUAUUUCAGGGUGUGCUCAGAAACAUCUGGGGCGGUUUGUUACUAUACAAGCCAAUAUCUUGUGUUUGUAAAGCAGUCCACAAAAAAUUUUCCCAAAGAUUAAAAGAAUAACGAUUUUAGAACAUUCCUUGGCUUAUUAUAUCGUGACGUGACAUGUUGGCGUUAGCUUAUUUUGUAGCCACAAUUAUUCUCCUAAGAAUUAAUAUAAUUAUGUUUGUAGUUUUCUUUUCACAAUCGUCUUUUCUUGCUUGUAAUCCAACAUUUUGGAUAUUGGAAUUUGAUUGAUUUCAUCACAAAAGAGUUAUGUGAUGUUUU
Molecule: messenger RNA, 1915 nt
Organism: Malania oleifera
Lineage: Eukaryota; Viridiplantae; Streptophyta; Magnoliopsida; Santalales; Ximeniaceae
Product: probable ADP-ribosylation factor GTPase-activating protein AGD8
Exons: 7
Coding region: 374-1591 (405 amino acids)
Biological process (GO): COPI coating of Golgi vesicle
Molecular function (GO): GTPase activator activity
Source: RefSeq, a predicted model, not a curated record